Molecule: messenger RNA, 1632 nt
Organism: Dermatophagoides pteronyssinus (European house dust mite)
Lineage: Eukaryota; Metazoa; Arthropoda; Arachnida; Sarcoptiformes; Pyroglyphidae
Product: carboxypeptidase Q-like
Biological process (GO): peptide catabolic process; proteolysis
Molecular function (GO): metallodipeptidase activity
Source: RefSeq, a predicted model, not a curated record
UAUUGUCAUAAUUUGAUUGAUCUGUGUUCUGAAUUUGAUUCAUUCAUACACAGAUACAUUUAUACAAACAAAUAAACACAAUGCGAUCUUUAUUUUUUUGCAUCAUUUUGGUUGUUGCUGUAGCAGCAACAGAUUCCAAUCCAGAUGCAACAUCCAUAUUUAAUGGUGAAGGUUGUGAAAAUGAUCAACUGUUUCAAACACGAAUUCGGCCACAAAUUCAACAAUUAGCCAGCAAUGUACAACGUAUCAUCGAUCAUGUAAUGAGUGCAAAUGAAUCCGGUCGUACAUAUCGACAAUUAGCCGAAUUCGUUGAUCGUUUUGGCUCAAGAUUAACCGGAACAAAAAAUCUUGAAGAUUCUAUUGAUUAUAUGAUUGAUUUAUUAAAACAAGAAGGUCAUGAUAAUGUUCAUGGAGAACCAGUACAGGUUCCAAAAUGGACUCGUGGUAAUGAAUGGGCUCGUAUGAUUAAACCAAGAGAUAAAAAAUUGAAUAUUCUUGGUCUUGGCUACAGUGAAGGUACAAAUGGUCAAACAAUCGAAGCACCCAUUGUGGUUGUCAGAAAUUUUACUGAACUUGAACAAAAAGCUGGAUUAAUACCGGGUAAAAUAGUUGUCUAUAAUUUUAAAUAUGAAUCAUACGGUAAACAAGCUAUAUAUCGACAUAGCGGUGCAAGUCGUGCAGCUAAAUUUGGUGCCGUCGCAGCUAUGAUUAGAUCAUUGACACCUUUUUCGAUUGAUUCUCCACAUACUGGAAUGCAAUCUUACGAUGUAAAUGUAACAAAAAUACCGGCCAUUAGCAUAACUACCGAAGAUGCAGAUCUGUUUCAACGAUUUUCAGAUCGAAAUGAAGAAGUAAUUGUUCAAAUCUAUUCGGAAAAUCAUAAUGAAAAGGAUAAAGGUAUUUCCCGUAAUACUGUUAGCGAUGUGCGUGGUGAAAAAUAUCCGAAUGAAAUUGUAUUGGUCAGUGGUCAUAUUGAUUCAUGGGAUGUUGGUCAAGGUGCUUCAGAUGAUGGCGCUGGUGCAUUCAUUUCAUGGAGAGCAUUAUCGGUAAUUAAAAAGCUUGGACUACGACCUAAACGAACUCUACGGUCGGUUUUAUGGACGGGUGAGGAAUUUGGUUUGAUCGGUGUUUAUGAUUAUAUAAAAAAACAUCGAAAUGAAUUGAAGGAUUAUGUGAUUGCUAUGGAAUCGGAUAUUGGAACAUUCACACCGCGAGGCAUCACAUAUUCUGGUAAAAAUAGCACAUCACAAUGUACAUUAUGGGAAAUUUUACAAUUGAUGCAUCCGAUUAAUGCAACAACAUUGACCAUAUCAACCGAAGGUUCAGAUGUUCAAGCAUUCUAUGAAAACGGUGUACCAAUUAGUAGUCUAGAUACGGCCAAUGAUAAAUAUUUCUAUUUUCAUCAUACUCAAGGUGAUACAAUGACCGUCGAACAUCCAGAUGAUUUGGACAAAUGUCAGGCACUUUGGACAUCCGUUUCUUAUGCACUAGCUAUGCUUGAUGAUCGAUUAUCUCGAUAAUUUUAAACAACUUUUAGUGUCAUCUAUCGUUUUGUUUAUAAAAGAUUUAUUUGUAACUUUUUUUUUAGUUGAAAGAAAAAUAAAUUUUUGAGAAUGCCUGUUUUAAUUUUGA